Molecule: messenger RNA, 1850 nt
Organism: Epinephelus lanceolatus (giant grouper)
Lineage: Eukaryota; Metazoa; Chordata; Actinopteri; Perciformes; Serranidae
Gene: ggt1a
Product: gamma-glutamyltransferase 1a
Biological process (GO): regulation of inflammatory response; peptide modification; glutathione catabolic process
Cellular component (GO): plasma membrane
Molecular function (GO): glutathione gamma-glutamate hydrolase
Source: RefSeq, a predicted model, not a curated record
AGAGCACCGGUUCAUUAACUCUUCCAGCCCCCCUCCAAUGAAACCGCACCUCGUUCCCAAGAGCGCCAUCCACCAACACAGAAAAUGGUUGGGAAGUCCCUGAUUGCUGGUCUGGUGGUCCUUCUGGUGGCUGCAGUGAGCCUGUUCCUUGGGGUGUUCAUGGGCUUGGGGAAGAAAAACCCUCCUCCCCCCUCGGAUUACUUCUACUCAAAGGCUGCUGUGGCUGCUGAUGCUGGAAAGUGUUCAGAAGUGGGGAGGGACAUUCUGAAGAAAAAUGGUUCGGCUGUGGACGCCUCUAUCGCUGCCUUGCUGUGUGUCGGUCUUUUGAAUGCUCACAGCAUGGGCAUCGGAGGAGGGCUCUUCUUUGUCAUCUAUGAUGCCUCCACAGGGAAGGUGGAAACCAUCGAUGCGAGGGAGACGGCGCCCAUGAAUGCCACCGAAGACAUGUUUGGCAACAACACCAAGCUCUCUCGUACAGGUGGAUUGUCCAUAGCCAUUCCUGGGGAGAUCCGCGGGUACGAGAUGGCACACAAGAGGCAUGGCAGGCUGCCAUGGAAGGACCUGUUUGAGCCCAGCAUUGCCUUGGCUCGAGACGGCUUUCCUAUAGGAAAAGCUUUGGCUCAUGCCAUCUUCAAGAGCAAAGAUUCCAUUCAAGGAGACGCCAACAUGUGUGAGGUGUUUUGUGAUUCUCAAAAAAACAUACUCAAGGAAAACGAUAUUGUUAAAUUUCCAAAGCUGGCCGACACGUACCAAAGAAUAGCAGAAGAGGGGCCUGAUGUGUUUUAUAAUGGGUCAAUGGCACGGAGCAUCGUCGAGGACAUCCAGGCGGCAGGUGGCAUCAUCACCCUGGAUGAUUUGUUGGAGUACCAGCCUGUAUUGAACGAGAACCCUCUGAAGCUGAACGUGGGGGAAUACACCAUGCAUGUCCCAGACGCCCCCUCCAGUGGCCCUGUGCUGGCACUCAUACUCAACAUAGUGGAUGGCUACAACUUUUCAGACACAAGUGUCUCUACAGCAGAGAAAAAGACUCUGACAUACCAUCGAAUCGUAGAGGCUUUUCGUUUUGCUUAUGCCAAGAGGAGCAGACUCGGGGACCCACGUUAUCUCAAUAUUACCGAUCUCAUCCUAAACAUGACCUCAGACUACUUUGCUGAUGGCAUAAGGAGUAAAAUUACAGACGACACCACCCACCCGGACAGCUACUACGAGCCAGACUAUUUUGUCCCAGACAACCACGGGACGGCUCACCUGUCGGUCAUAGCUGAGGAUGGAAGUGCUGUGGCGGCCACCAGCACCAUUAAUCUAUACUUUGGUUCCAAAGUCAUGUCUCGAUCAACCGGAAUCAUUUUCAAUGAUGAAAUGGACGACUUCAGCUCUCCGUACAUGACCAAUGGGUUUGGAAUCCCUCCUUCACCAAACAAUUUCAUCCAACCAGGCAAGAGGCCGCUGUCUUCCAUGUGUCCCACUAUCAUCUUUGACAAAGAAAACAGAGUGAAAAUGGUUGUAGGAGCAUCCGGGGGCACAAAAAUCACCACAGCCACUGCCUUAGUCAUCCUGAACUCCUUGUUUUUCAACUAUGACCUAAAGAAAGCUGUGACAGAGCCACGAGUUCACAAUCAGCUCAACCCAAAUAUGACAGUAGUGGAGCAGGGCUUUGAAAAGAGUGUUCUGGAGGGUCUGGUCCAGAAGAACCAUGUAACACAGCUGCUGCCGACUCCAGACUCUGUGGUCCAAGCGGUGGUGCGGCAGGGAGAGCGUCUCUGUGCGGAGUCCGACCCCAGGAAAGGAGGCUAUCCAGCAGGAUACUGACUGCGACUUCGGGGCCUUCCCUGCUCCUCUGAGUCUGGACA